CACACACAAACAAAGGAAACCAAACAUGCUGAAGCCCAUACAUGCACGCACAAGUGAUUAACCAGAAAAAGUAGGAAGACAACAUAAAGAAAAAAUUGAAGAGGAAAAGGUUGAUGUUUUCAUUAAUUAAACCCAAAUAAAAACACACACACACACACACACACACACACAUAUAUAUGUGAAGCAGCUCUUGGCAUAGCAUGUGAGCAGUCACGGAGCUACCCAGACCUGCUGCACUGUUUCCCUUGUGAUACUUCCUCUCUCCGUCUCAGCCUCCAUAGUCUAAGCAGAAAUGGUCUCUCCAUUUUUGUGCCUCUUAGUUCUUAUCCUCCUCAUUGGCCAUUCCUUGGCUUCACCUUAUGAGGGGCCCCUGUACGAUUCUACUGCUUACACAAAGUGUAAAGCACAACCCGAAGAGGCGCUUUAUGACGGAGGGAUCCUCAAAGACCAGGUUCCAGAUAUGACACCAAUGAUUGGAAACGAUAAUGGAACAGGACGAGUUCCGGCUUUCGUAUUGCAACAUCUCACCCAAGGCACUAUUUACUGCUUUUCCAGUUGGGUCAAGAUAAAUGGUGCCGAUUCAUCUAUUGUAAGAGCAAGCCUGAUGACAGAGGAUACAACACAAAACUGUAUUGGGACGGUUUUGGCCAGCCACGGUUGCUGGUCAUUCCUCAAGGGUGGAUUUGUAUUAGCUUCAUCAUCAAAGAUAUCCUUACUAUACUUUCAGAAUUCAGAUAACAAAGAGAUUGAUAUAGCAAUUGCUGGGGCUUCUUUGCAGCCAUUUACUGAGCAACAGUGGAGAAUGAAUCAGCAAUACAGAAUAAACACUGAAAGGAAGCGUGCCGUGACAAUCCAUGUGUCAGAUGAACAUGGAGAUAGGUUGCAAGGAGCAGCAAUUACAGUAGAGCAAGUGUCUAAAGACUUCCCAUUUGGAUCUGCCAUUGCCAAGACUAUUAUUGGAAAUAAGCCGUAUCAGAAUUGGUUUGUUAAAAGAUUCAAUGCAGCAGUUUUUGAGAAUGAACUCAAGUGGUACACUACAGAACCUAAACCAGGGCAGAUCAACUAUACUUUAGCAGACCAGAUGUUGGAAUUCGUUCGAGCAAACCAAAUUAUUGCAAGAGGACACAAUAUCUUCUGGGAGGACCCUCAGUAUACGCCAGCAUGGGUUCGUAACCUAACAGGUUCAGAGCUACAAUCAGCUGUCAACUCCCGUAUAGAAAGUUUAAUGAGCAAAUAUAGUGAAGAAUUCAUACACUGGGAUGUUAGCAAUGAAAAUCUUCAUUGGGAUUUCUACGAGCAAAGGCUUGGCCGUAAUGCCACCUUGCAUUUCUUCGAGACAGCACACCAAUCAGAUCCAUUGGCAACGCUGUUUAUGAACGAAUAUAAUGUCUUGGAGACUUGUAGUGAUGUUAACUCCACUGUGGACACCUACAUUUCGCGGAUGAGAGAACUCAAACAGGGUGGUGUGUCAAUGGAUGGAAUCGGCCUAGAGGGUCACUUCACAGUGCCAAACCGUCCUCUAAUGAGAGCCAUUCUAGACAAGUUAGCUACGCUAAGGCUUCCAAUUUGGCUUACAGAGAUUGAUAUCAGCAAAAUAUUAUCCAAGGAAGCACAGGCUGUUUAUCUAGAAGAAGUUCUGAGAGAGUGCUUCUCACAUCCCUCUGUAAAUGGGAUAAUGCUUUGGACUGCCCUACAUCCAUAUGGUUGUUACCAGAUGUGCCUUACUGACAAUGAAUUCCGUAAUCUCCCAGCUGGUGAUGUGGUUGACAACCUUUUGAAAGAAUGGCAAACUGGGGUUUUGGAAGGUCAUACAGAUGAACAUGGUUCAUAUAGCUUCUCUGGGUUCUUAGGUGAAUACAAGGUGGCCGUUGAAUAUGGAAACAGAAUUGCAAAUUCAACAUUCUCACUUUGUCGAAGUGAUGAAACUAGGCAUUUUAACAUUCAAAUGUAGCUGUUACAACAGUGGUCUAUAGAAAGCAUAUUUUCUACUAGUACAUCACUUACAGUAUGGGGAGUAUCCGCUAUCUUUAUACAUGCUACGCAAUAUAAUUUUUGGGGAAGUUCGGUUAUGGAAUAUAAGUCGACUCUGUGAUCUUCUAUGAACUUCUCUGCCGUGUGUAUAUUUUCCAAGCACUAUGGAAGCACAAAUUUCCUGAGGCAAGCAAAUAACCCAUGCUUUUUAAGAUUAAAAUGUCUCUUCUUUGAUAAUUUUGGAGUACAUAGGAGCUGAAAAAUUAAUUUAUAAUGGCCUAUUCAAGGCACAUUCUAAAGAAAAGAUCACAGAGCAAUGGCCAAUAGGCCUUAAUAUGCAUAGUUGAAAUUUUAAUUUCUUC
Molecule: messenger RNA, 2333 nt
Organism: Cornus florida
Lineage: Eukaryota; Viridiplantae; Streptophyta; Magnoliopsida; Cornales; Cornaceae
Product: endo-1,4-beta-xylanase 5-like
Exons: 9
Coding region: 293-1951 (552 amino acids)
Biological process (GO): carbohydrate metabolic process
Molecular function (GO): hydrolase activity, hydrolyzing O-glycosyl compounds
Source: RefSeq, a predicted model, not a curated record